CAGGGAGCAAUAUAUUUUUGUCCUCUGUCCGUCUUAAAUAUUUACAUUAGAUAUGCAUAUACUAAUGUAUCGUACGUCCAAUUGAGAUAAAAUAGAGAAUAACUUGAGUUAAUACUGUAGACAAAAUAAUUUCUUGUCUAUGAUAAAUAUGUGUAUUUCUUGUCUAUGCUAAUUCUGUUUCUAAGUUGUGGGCUUGUUUAAUCUUAAUGUGUACACAUCUUGACUAGUAUAUGCACGUGUAAUUUUUAUAACUCUGUUAUCAUUAAAAGGACAAGUCACACAUUAAUACUCGUUCAACGAUUAUUCAAAUUUUAAAGAGAAUGCGGACUCGAUGUUAUAAAUGCUUAUCAUUGCAUUUAACCACUUUGCAUAUGACUAAAAGAAACAAGCAAAUCGUCAUUGAUGUCGUCAAAUUCUCAAUCACAAGCGCAUCCCACUGAAGUAUUCUUCAGAAGCGUAAAUGGGGAACAUCUGAUACUAGAAGAGAAAGAAGGUUUAAGUGACAAUAUCAUAAAUUUAGCAUUGCGAAGCAAGAAACAUUUCAAUUUCAAUUUGUAUUUAGUGUUAUUCUGCACAACCUUCUUUACAUGGAUCUUGUCUAAAAUCUUAAUUCUAUUUAUAAUAUCGGUCUGUAUUUUAAUACUGCAAUGUAAGUUGUUUAUUACUUCUAUGAAACAAGAUAAGUUAUUAGUCGUAGAAUCAGUGGGUGUACACAUUGAAAGUAAAGGGGGACUUGGCAUUUUUACAUCUACAGAAUUUUUACCAUGGGACAUAGUAGAAGAUGUAUUUAUCAAUGAAGUUAUAAAAGGACAACGAGUGCUUUAUUAUCUUACAUUUAUCGUAAGAGAAUCAGUUGGAAUCAGACAGGAUUCAAAAAGAUUAGUUCCAUUAUUUCAAGAUUUAUUACCUGAAAGAAAAUGCCUGGAAUACAUUUACGGGCGUUUAGUCAUUUCGAUUGGCUCGACUCAGAGAAAGAAUCUCUCUUAACCAUUCCUGGUUCUUAUUGGCUAUGUCAUAAGAAGAAUAUAUACAAAUUUAUCUUUAGAUAUCAUCGUACAAUAAGGAAUACUGUGGAAUUUUUAUAUGGUCGAGAAUUAUUAAAAAUUAUUCGAAGGAUUAUAAAGUGCCAUCCAACCCAAGGCCAGCAGUUUAGUACACAGCAUCUUCUUGUUACUUAUAAUUGUACAUCUUGGACCCGCCAAGACAAAAUGUUUGCAAUACUAAAGUUCCAGCAACGGACUAAUGCUGCAGCAUUUUCAUAUGCAUUUGUGUUAACUAUAAGUAUUUGCUCUUCGUCAGAAUCCUUGUUGUUUGAUUUAAAAUAUCCAAAAGUCGACGACGCAGAUACCGAAAAGAAAGGUAGUAAAACUGUAAUAUGUGCUACUGAGAAGUUCUCUUCAAAAAAAAUUUCAUUGUGUCAAAACAAGAAAGAUCAUAUUUCAAAAUUUAAUGACGAUACGUUGAAUAAAGCAUCAAAACUGAUAGUAAAUUCUAAUCUCCAAGAUAAUAACAUACAAAAUUCUAUAAACUUUCAUGAUAAUCUGGAUGCAAAAAUUAAAAAUGUACCUACCGAAACAUACCAUGUUAAUGAGCUUAAUACAAAACUGCGUGAUAAUAUGAUAUAUGAAAAUAAAUCUUAUAGUACGACAAAUUAUGAGAGAGGCAUGGAGCAACAUGCUAUCAAUUCUACACAAGAAGAAUCCUUAAGAGCAACAGAGAAAACAAAUAAAAUUAAGACGAGUAAUAUAGACAAAAAUUCAAAAUCGGUAGCAAUACAGAAACAAGAUCAGGAAAUACAAGAUAUUCCAACGUGCAAAAUAUUUUCUUCAUUGAAAUUUUCUGUCACAGGAAUAAUAAAUGAUAGUGUCGAUAAAUUGUCAGUAUCAAAUAAAUUUAGUUUUGAUAAAAAUUUAAUUGAGGAAGAUAGUACUGUCACUAAUAAAGAUGGUUUAGAUAACAAAAAGAUGACAAAUGAAACUAUUGUAGAUUCUAACAAUGUACCACAUCAAUGUUUUAUCAAGAAAGAGAUUGAGAAUGCAAAGCGCAACACAAGAUUAAACAUGUUUUCAGCUACAUGUGAUCAGCAUAUGCAAACGAAUUUGGAAACUGAAGUAAAGAAUAUAAAUAAAGAUUUAGUUACAAAAAUGAGAGAAAAUAAUGUGAAAUCCAUACAAGCAGAAAAUGAGAAAGAGCAUUAUGAUAAGAUGCCUGUCAUAAAAUCUCAAAGAAAUGAUAAUCAACACAUUAGAAUGUCAAUGAACGCUCACAAUAAUCAAUUGCAAAAUAAUGCACACAAUAAGUGGUACAAAGCUCAUAAACAAAAAGGUAGGGAAUUUGAGAAAAAGACAAUACCUGAAGACAAGGUCUUGCGUUCCUCUAACAUUACUGAUUUAGUAAUGGAAGGUUUAAUGUUCACUAUACGACAAGAUCAGGAUAGCAUAGCCGUCAUUGAACAAAAAACUAAAUUAGAAGUGGAUGAAGUAUUAGAAAAUUCUGAGAAAGUUGAAACAAAAGCUGGAGAAAAGUGUUUGCUAAAUUCAAGCUUACUGCGACUGGAAAACCUGGUGACUAUGAUCGAUUCCUCACAUGAUAAGAACAAACAUCGUAAAAUUAGUAAUGCGAUUAACGGUAAUGUGUAUUCAUCAUCGUUUAAUAUUCUUAAUAAUAAUUCUAUACAUAAUUUAGAUGUUAAUUUUAUAGAUAAAAGACUGGAUAAAUCAAGUGUUCCUAGUUACGAUAAUCUUAACACUAUGAGUUAUUUAACUCCAUAUAAAUCCCGAUGGCAGUAUUUCUCCUCUAAUAUUAAGAAUGGCGACAGUUGCUCAGUAAGCGGAAACACUGUUGAAAAAAGCAACCAAUUGAUAGAAUGGCAAAGUGGCAAUGAACAAAAUAGGAAAAAUAAAUAUAAUAUAAGCGAAAUGGAAAAAGAAGAAGAGGAUAUUUCCAACAUUUUUCUUCAAUCUUCAAUAUUUUCAUCUGACAAAACAAAUGCAGGUUUGCAAAAUAAAGACUUACUGAUGAAUGAUACAAAUAUUAAACGGUCAGGUAAAUGUGAUACAUCUAUAAAGAGACACAGUUCUCUGCCAUCGUUCUGUUCAUCAUCAAGUCCAAGUAAAAUGACUAGCAAAGAGAUUUCUACAAUUUCUGAGCAGUCUGCAGACUCGGAUAAAUUGUCUCGACAGAAGGCAAAGCUUCCAAGAAUAAUUUCUGAUAAAGUUAUCACCGUUGAACAAAUACCGCUGGCUUUGCAAAACAUUGUACAUACGUACAGAAAACGUCGAUUUUCCUCAACAACCAACAAUGAAGAAUGUAAACAGCAAAAUACUAUGACAUUAACGGGAAAUGUAAUUUCCGAUACAGUUUCAUCGGAUAAUAAAUGCAUAAAUUCACACACUGCGAAUAAUUCGUCGUUCAUCAAGUUAGCAGAUUCUGAAGGAAUGAAAAGCAAGAAGAACAAAUCCUGUAUAACGAUUAAUAAGAAUAUUCAAGAGACUGCUACAUGUGCGAAGAACAUACAAGAAAAAAACAAUGAUAUUCAUCAACACACUUCACGAAGAAAUUCAUCGUCAAAGCAUGGCUCACCGAGAAAAUUGCAAGAUAUCACAGACGACUUUUAUUAUGAUUUGCUGCAUGUACAUAACAAAGACAAUGCUAUUCAGCAGAGAUGUCUUAGACAAAGACGAAGAUCUCUGAACAAUCUCAACGAUACUAAAAAUAACAAUAUACGCAUAGAAAUGUUAAAAUUUAUUCAGGACAUCACAGAAGGUGCUAAAGUGGUGGUGAAACGGUUAAAUAUAGAGAGAAAGGAGACAGUAAAUUCAAUUUGUUAAAGAAAAAAAUCUAUUAGCAAUAUAUAUGUAUAUUAAAAACUUGGUAUCGGAAGAUUCAUGAGGAAAUAGUAAUGAGUUUAUUGUACACAUCUUACACUAUCAUCAAUAUUACAGGUAUUCUCUGAAUUAACUAAAUUGUAAAAAAGAAAAUUUUUAUUUUUAUGUUUGCAAUCGACUGCUUAUUUGGAUAACUCUUAUUCUAAUUUAAUAAAUAAAUAUAUUAUUGUCAUUAAUAUGAUUAUGUACAAAAUCUAUUACAUUUAGAUUAGAAAUAUUAAAUAAAAUCUUUUUAUAUGGCAAUAUGUAUAUUUUACAAAGUACUGUGUUAUGUCAGCAUAAUUUUUGGGUGCAGUUCCGAAUAGGUGAAACGCCCGAUUGUUUUGAAACUCCACUAUUUUAUGUAGUUUGGCGCGCUGAUUACGAAUAUGAUAAUGAAAAUCGCCGACUAGGUCAUUUUCAAGGUCAAAACAAGGUCAG
Linepithema humile (Argentine ant) is the source of this 4307-nucleotide messenger RNA. RefSeq lists its product as uncharacterized. The record is from RefSeq and is a predicted model, not a curated record. NCBI's taxonomy places the organism in Eukaryota, Metazoa, Arthropoda, Insecta, Hymenoptera, Formicidae.